Messenger RNA from Salvia miltiorrhiza (redroot sage), 393 nucleotides. The record is from the annotation of a RefSeq genome assembly. NCBI's taxonomy places the organism in Eukaryota, Viridiplantae, Streptophyta, Magnoliopsida, Lamiales, Lamiaceae.
AUGGAGUAUGUAGAUGUUCCUCUCUAUGCUACAAUCGGUGAUCUGAAGAUAGCAGUGCAGAAUGCAUUUCGUGACACCUACUGUGUGCUGGAGACGUUGCGAGUGACUGAGAUUUUAGAGCUGGAAGGAGUGGAAGAUGAGGAAGUUCUAUUUGGCUUCGUUGAGUCAGGUAUGGAGCUCCGUGUGAAGGGCUGUGGAUUGGAUCUGGAAGUUAAAUUGAAGACCUUACUUAACUACCAGAACUUUAAGGAAAGAAAGCCACCCGUAGUUGCAUCAGAAAGAAGAAGACAUCUAGCAGCUAGGAAGAGGACGAUUGAUUUGUAUCAUGCCACUAGCUCAAGCAAGUCCCACACCACAGCUUCAUGUGCAGCCUUUCUCUUAUUAUUAUUAUAA